AUGCCGCGCCAGCCUGUCGAUCUGGAGGAGGCGCUGAAGAAGAAAGGAGGCCUGACGCUGUCGCAACUCGCAAACUACGACGACUUGAUCACGGAUACCCUGGUCGAUCGGGUAUACUACUGGUCCAUCAUCCGCAAACUCAAGGGCAACUACCACGCCUGCCGCGGUGUCCGCGAAGAACUGGUCUGUAAGAUUCUGCAGGACAAAUGCGUGAUCGAGAAAGAGCCCGCCGAGGCGCACAAGGAGAUUCUGGCGCUCCCGGGCAUCUCAAAGUUCUACAAGGGCUUGGGCAGCGUGGACGAGAAGGACCACUUCGAGCGCCAUCUGAGGAAGUACAUCAAUAUUUACGUCCCAGACUGUCCGUUUGAGGUCGCGACGACGAAUCGCUACACCAUCACUACGGCGGAAGCAUGUAUCAAGGCGCGGAAGCACAUCAAGCGGGGAGCGGAGAUCAGAUAUCUGAAUGGCAUCCAAGUGGAGAUGACCGAGAAGGAGGAGAAGGAGCUGUCCAGCCGGACGGACUUCAGCAUCGUUCUUUCGAGCCGCAGGAAGCGGCCUUCGCUUUUCCUGGGUCCGGCGCGCUUUGCGAACCAUGAUUGCGAUUCGAAUGCGAAGCUGAACACGACUGGGGCGCAUGGGAUCCACAUCAUCGCGAGGAGGGAUAUUGCCCCUGGUGAAGAGAUUACUGUGACGUAUGGAGAGGACUACUUUGGCAUUGACAACUGCGAGUGUCUGUGUGGGACCUGUGAGGGCUUGCAGCGCAAUGGAUGGGAUCCGCUUGGUCCGGUUCUGCCGGACAGCAGUGAUGAAGAGGAUAGCGAUGAGGAAGAAGAAGAAGCCCCUUCGAGCAGGAGGAAGCGGAAAGUUAAGGUAGAACAGGACAGCCGUUCGCCUUCGACUUUGGGGAAGCGUAAGCGCGGCGAAGAUUCUGCCCGCUCGAGCCGGAAUUUGCAGGCACGAUCUCAGCACGAGCGAGCGCAAGAUGAGCUGCGCGAGGAUGCCUCACGCUCAAGACGAAAGGCGGCGCAAGUCGGCAAAGGAAGGAAACGAAAAAUUGAUGACGGAUGGUUAAAGGACAAUUCUCAGGCGGCCGCCGGUGCGGAUGACGAGGUUCAGCAGGAUGACGAGGGAGACCAGACUCAGACGCCGCAAAACGACGACUUGCUGGAUCGCAUUUUCAACCUGCUGACGUCGAUCGGCGAACGUCGCUUGGGAGAGAUGGAGUCUGGUCAAAGUACCCCUCAGGAAGCGAACGAUCGCAGUCAGAGCAGCGGCGCCAGGUCGAUGACUCCCCACGAACCUCCCUCGAGCUUCGAGGAGGACUCUGCAGGGCAGCAAUCCGCACCAACGUACGCCAAUGGACUCUCCCGGCCGAGAAGCGUAGACAUGUCGCCUUCGAGGAAGCUUAGCAGCCCUACCAGGACGCUGAAACUCACUUCGCCCAGUAAGCGAUUGCCACUGGUCAAGAAGGAGCGCAGCAUGUCCUCCCUGCGCCACGUGACGAGCGCCGAAGACUCCGAAGCCGACAUCUACCGCGUCCCUCCAUCUCCCAGUCCACAGCCUGCACCAAAGCGAAAACGCGGCAGACCGCGGAAAUAUCCAAGACCAGAAGAGCAGCGCAUCAUCGAGGAGCCAAACACUCAAUCCACAGCAUCGAGCUCAGUAUCGCCGCCCCACGACAGCUCCUCUGCGGCUUCUCAAGCAUCCAGCUCCACAUCCGUCGACUCGUUCGCCGCCGGCAACAUCGCGUUUAAUAUAUGCCAGAUGCUGACCGAUGACGGCAUGUCGAAGGAAGAAGACGCCGAGCUCGACAACAUCACGCAAGCCAUCGGAGCUCUCGAGAGCAAGCAAGCGGCCAACGAACCCAACAACACCAAAUAUAACCGCCCCCGCCCCCGUCGCAGCCAACGCCACGGCGCCCCCGUACCAUCCGACCUCGUCUCCCCCGUCGAAUCCAUCGAACCCGCCCCUCCCUCCCCUUCCACCACCUCCACCCCAGAAAAACGCGGCCCCAUCCGCACCCCCGGCGACUACCACCUCACGCCCCUCCUCCUCUCCACCGCCUACCACCGCUGGGUGGAAUGCCGCAACUGCGACGAGCUGUUCGUGCAAUCCGAAGCCUAUCUAACCCGCAUCGCCUGCCCGCGCUGCGAGCGGCACAGUAAACUGUACGGCUAUCAUUGGCCGAAGACUGAUCGCGAGGGGAAGGCGGAUCGGGAGGAGCGGGUGUUGGAUCAUCGGACGAUUCAUCGGUUUAUUGAGCCCGAGGAGGAGAGGGCGGAGCGGAAGGGGCGGAGAGGCUUGGGUUUGCUGGGACAAGGGGGGAGGGAGGGAAGUGGGAGUGCGAGGGAGGGGAGUGAGGAGGUGGUGGGUGGGGGGAAGAGGUUGAGGUGUACGGAGGAGAGGAGGAGGUUGAGGGGGACGAUGUAG
This is a messenger RNA of Saxophila tyrrhenica, 2430 nucleotides long. RefSeq names its product histone lysine methyltransferase Set9 (gene set9). Lineage: Eukaryota; Fungi; Ascomycota; Dothideomycetes; Mycosphaerellales; Extremaceae. Bases 1 to 2430 code for a protein of 809 amino acids. The transcript is spliced from 2 exons. Gene Ontology annotation, cellular component: nucleus. Gene Ontology annotation, molecular function: histone H4K20 methyltransferase activity; protein binding. The record is from RefSeq and is a predicted model, not a curated record.